Salvelinus namaycush (lake trout) is the source of this 890-nucleotide messenger RNA. RefSeq names its product translin-like. Gene Ontology annotation, biological process: RNA metabolic process. The record is from RefSeq and is a predicted model, not a curated record. Lineage: Eukaryota; Metazoa; Chordata; Actinopteri; Salmoniformes; Salmonidae. Gene Ontology annotation, cellular component: cytoplasm; nucleus. The transcript has 4 exons. The coding region runs from base 1 to 405 and encodes 134 amino acids. Gene Ontology annotation, molecular function: RNA binding; sequence-specific DNA binding; single-stranded DNA binding.
AUGUACUUUGGAGAGCUCAAACCAAAAUCCCCACUGGAACAGCAUUACAGUGGCCCCGGUGGAUGGAGUUUGAACAUUUUAGACCAUUCCAUUGUCGAGGUGGUGCGAGAGAAGGGAUUCCACCUGGAUGUUGAAGAUUACCUGGCAGGUGUGCUGAUCAUGGCCAGUGAACUGUCUCGCCUGGUGGUGAACAGCGUCACAGCAGGGGACUAUGGCCGCCCCCUCCGAAUCUCCAACUUCAUCAACGAGCUGGACUCUGGCUUCCGACUGCUCAACCUCAAGAACGACCCCCUGAGGAAGCGCUACGACGGCCUCAAGUACGACGUGAAGAAGAUAGAGGAGGUAGUCUACGACCUGUCUAUCUGUGGCCUGGCCAAGGAGCAGGAGACUGGGGGAAACAAGUAGAGUUGUUAGGUGUAGGGCUGGGGCUCUACCCUAGGCUGGCUCCUGACCUCUCCAUAACUGGGACUGUGGAGUCUUGACCUGCUGAAUGGCAGGAAUAGGAGGUCUGUGGCCCCAGUAGCCUAGGACAGACUUGUGCAUGUGAUGAAUGACAGUCUUGUCAGUGGGGUUUGUAAGCUUUUGAUAUAGAGGCACAGUUUGAAGGGGAGGGGUUGUUCCAGUUUGAUUACUGGUGUUUGGAAAUGUUCACUGUAAUAUCCAACAUCAUACUGUAAUAUGCCUGUUAUUAUCUUUCAGUGGUUUUUGCUGUUCAUACAUUUUGAACUGAUGUUUUGUACUUGUGUAUGAAUUAUUGUUAAUUUCAUUUAAGGGGGUGCUGACUGGGUGUAAACCUCCACCCAGAAGAAAAGAGAAAGUGUUAACUACCAUAUUUAAGAAGCGCUUAUUUUGUUUUAGUUCAUGAGCAAAUAAAUAAUGAUUUUGUGCCA